This is a messenger RNA of Helobdella robusta, 654 nucleotides long. RefSeq lists its product as hypothetical. The annotation marks the transcript as partial. NCBI's taxonomy places the organism in Eukaryota, Metazoa, Annelida, Clitellata, Rhynchobdellida, Glossiphoniidae. The transcript is spliced from 3 exons. The record is from RefSeq and is a predicted model, not a curated record.
GAUUGCAGUGAAGUAAGAUCUAACGGAUUCACUACAUCAAGUGUCUAUAAAAUAACAAUUGGAAAAAACGCACUUUUAGAAGUUUUUUGUGAAAUUGACAGAGAAAAUGGAUGGACGGUUAUUCAACGAAGGAUUGAUGGAUCCACAAAUUUUAACCGAAAGUGGAAAGACUACAAACAGGGGUUUGGGAACUUGUUUGGAGAAUUUUGGCUUGGCAACGAAAAUAUUCAUUUGAUCACUAGACGAAGAAAAUAUGAAAUGUACAUUGAAAUGAAGGACUUUGAUAACAACAUUUGGUUUGCUAAUUACGGAUAUUUUCAACUCGAUUCCUCAUCCAACAAAUACAAAAUUACUGUAAGAGAUUAUAAAGGUACAUCAGGCGACUCGAUGAGUUACAAUGACCAAAUGUAUUUCAGCACAAGCGACUUCGACAACGACCACGAUAUGAAAAACUGUGCAUCCGAGAAGAAAAGUGGAUGGUGGUUUCAAAGCUGCUCCUUCAGUAAUCUAAACGGUAUAUAUCAUAUAGAAAAUAAUUCGAUGAUGUCAGAGAUGCAAACGCCAGACGGUAUUUCCUGGUACACCAUUUUCGAAUCCGAAUAUUAUUCGUUAAAAAAUGUUGUGAUGAAAAUUAAACCGUCAAACGAAGGCUGA